This is a messenger RNA of Phascolarctos cinereus (koala), 492 nucleotides long. NCBI's taxonomy places the organism in Eukaryota, Metazoa, Chordata, Mammalia, Diprotodontia, Phascolarctidae. The record is from RefSeq and is a predicted model, not a curated record.
AUGAAGAGGGGCAUUAGUGAGGUUAGUCACAACCUGUGGCCCGUGGCGUCGGACGCUCCGAGCGGCGCUCCGGGCAGGGCGGGGCCCCGGCGCGACGGGUGCGGUAGCGGGGGCGCCGGGAGCACGAGUCGGGAGCUGCCGUUUGCAGGGAGUGACUCGGAGAAGGCCUCGGGCCCCAGCCCAGAGAGGAUCGAGCACCUGGAGCGCCUGGCCCUGGUGGAUUUCCGAAACCGCGAGGGCGUGGCGCGGCUGCAGGCGGCCAUCGAGUUUGCGGGGCAGCUCCGCGCCGUGGACACGGACGGCGUGGCGCCCAUGGCGUCGGUGCUGGAAGACCGGUGCCUGUACCUGAGAGCAGAUGACGUGGUAGAAGGCAGCUGUGCGGAAGCCCUGCUACAGAACUCUCAGCAGACUGUCGAGGAGUAUUUUGUGCCCCCCCCAGGUAACAUCACUCUGCCAAAACAAAGUGAACAAGGUCCAGUCCCGAAGAGUUAA